Messenger RNA from Zychaea mexicana, 2254 nucleotides. RefSeq lists its product as uncharacterized. The coding region runs from base 198 to 1880 and encodes 560 amino acids. NCBI's taxonomy places the organism in Eukaryota, Fungi, Mucoromycota, Mucoromycetes, Mucorales, Lichtheimiaceae. The transcript is spliced from 3 exons. The record is from RefSeq and is a predicted model, not a curated record.
CUUUAGCGUAAUAAGUGCGUAUGUUGAAAGUCAGGUUUCCUAGGACGCAGUGGUUUCGGUCAAUUCGUCGUGUCACCUAACCCACCUUGUUUCUUCCUUUUUUUCUUCCACACUCCCUUUUCCGUCUUUCUUCCUCUAUUAAAUAACUCAUUUUCCCUUUUGGUCCUGUUGAAUGCCGCCGAAAAUCACAAAGAGCCAUGUUUUUACUAAAAACAAAUCCACGAAAGAAAACAGUUCUAGUCAUCAUGAUAGUGUUCUCACUGUUGAUGAUUUCACUUCAACUUGUACGGUAUCAAUAUGACGGCAUACCUCUUCCGAGCCGGUUACUGCAGUGGUCCACAGACAAUUACAACGAAUUUAUGAACAACAACGGCAGUACAAAUGGCUAUGACACCGGCGACAACGAUGAUAAAAAUGGAUCACCGAGAUUCCUCAAGAGUCCUCAACCACAAGCUAUUGAACAUGUACCUACGAGCGACGAAAAGUAUUUGACGUAUUUACCUUACUCUCGAUUCUCGAAUCAACGCAGCACGCUUUUAAAUGCUGCAUUAUUGGCGAAAUAUUUGAAUCGAACCUUGAUUGUGCCACCCAUGUUCUUGGGAAGUGCUAAUGGCUGGUCACCUGCUCCGGGACUCUAUCGUGUACUGGCCAACAUGACCGACGAUCAAUUCCAAGAUCGUUGUUUCGAUGUUGAAGGCAACGUAAUUCCUGAGGAACCUGUUUGGCAAGGUGAAGAAGUCGCUUUUGGAUGCUAUAAUUUCACUACGUAUGCCAUGUUGCCUUGGAGCUGGGCAACGGAUUUGCAUCGAUUGACGCGCAGUGAAGAUGAAGGCGGUCUAGGCAUCAAUAUCAUGGAACGGUCGGAUAUGUCGCUAGUGGCCUUGCAGAAAGAACUUGAUCUACCAGAAGAAGAGUUGUAUCUGAUGCAGGACAACACGAGAUACCAAUGGCAUAUCUACGAGAAAGAUGGUGAUCCACGCAACCUGCGCUACCAAUACGAAAUAUCGCUUCGAGAAUUGGAUGGCAUUCAGCAACGGCUACUGCACUUUUAUGGCAUCUUUGGCUACGACCGAUUAGAACUCGACUCGGACGAAAGCGACGAGUACCGGCUCCGGAUCGAACAAGCGCUUAUUUUCCGGCAUCCGGCCAUUGGCGAAGCAUCGGCCAUGAUACUGGGGCAGCUAUUAAACGGAAUCGAAAAGGAGGAAAGCGAGCUCGUGCCACUUGACCCUUACCAAGCGCAGGAAAAAGAAGAUCAGGAACAAGAGGAGUACGAAUUGCCACGCUUUGUCGCCGCCCAUGUCCGCGCCGGCGAUGGUGUCUUUCUCAAGAAGCUCAAAGACCGAGUGCCUGAAUUUGUCCACCAGAUCUGGGAUAUCAUGACAGGCAACGAGACGACGACGGACGACCUGAUUGGCUCAACCAACAAGAUUAAUGCCACACAACCAACCGUUCCAAGACACAAGCUGUUCCCGCUACCCAAGGCACCUUAUGAGCUGCGUAAGGAAUUGUCACAGAUGGAUCUGGCAACACGACUCAGCGAGUGUGCGAAGCGGAAUGAAAUGGUACUGUAUGUUGCCACGGAUGCAGAGACUCCUCGUCAGAAUAAGGAGUUGAAACCUAUAAUCGAUGCAUUCCCCUGCACCUUCUUCAUGGACGACUUUCCUCGCGAUUGGAGAAUUCCAUUGACCAACGUGAGGUCACCUUUGGAUCCCAAAAAGGAUCUUACCGAAUACCUUGUCAUGUUUGUGGAUGCGACCCUGUGUUCCUGGGCCGAGCGUUUUGUGGGCACCCGAACAUCCACAUUCUCGAAUUAUAUUAAGCAGUUCCGACAUGCGAUCGUCGAUGAAAUGAUUGAACGACGAGAGUUCGAUGCAUAAGCUUCUUUAGCAUAUUCUCUUUUCUUAUUUUCUCUACAUUGCACAACACUUUCCUCCCUUAAUUAUUCAUCCUGCUUCUGUUUUAGAUGUGUUUUUUUCUAGUAUUCUCUAUAUUCAUAAUCCUUUCUCUUUCAUGUACAUACACAAGCCAUCGAGCUUCCUUUUCGUUUCUCUCUUCUUCUUCUUCCCACCACUCGCACGCUUCUCUCGUCUAGAAUCAUUUGAACAUUUGUUUCCUACUCUGUUCCCGCCCUCUACGUUUUAUUCCUCAAAUCCGUUCCAUCACAACAUUCCUCUCUCUCUCUCCCCUUCCAGGCAAAGUACAUUUCCUUCAUAUAUUAUAUUAUCAUAAAAAAAGCAUAUUUCAGAGUUCU